Molecule: messenger RNA, 1070 nt
Organism: Phaethon lepturus (White-tailed tropicbird)
Lineage: Eukaryota; Metazoa; Chordata; Aves; Phaethontiformes; Phaethontidae
Gene: WDR70
Product: WD repeat domain 70
Exons: 8
Biological process (GO): regulation of DNA double-strand break processing
Cellular component (GO): nucleus; site of double-strand break
Molecular function (GO): protein binding
Source: RefSeq, a predicted model, not a curated record
GUACACACAAAAUUCCACUGCAGGCAAGCCCAUGCUCCAGGCACUGACACUUCAUGCUUGACAUUUUCUUAUGAUGGUACUGUCCUUGCCAGCCGGGGAGGAGAUGAUACUUUAAAAAUAUGGGAUAUUAGGCAAUUUAAAAAGCCUCUUAAUUCAGCGGAAAGACUGCCCAGCUUCUUUCCAAUGACAGAUUGUUGUUUCAGCCCAGAUGAUAAAAUACUUGUCACAGGCACCUCUGUUAAGAAAGGUGGUGGCAGUGGGAAACUUUUUUUCUUUUGUCGGGAGACAUUCCACAAGUUGUAUGAGAUAGAAGUUACAGAUGCGAGUGUUGUGCGUUGCCUUUGGCAUCCCAAGCUGAACCAGAUCAUGGUUGGUACAGGAAAUGGUUUGGCCAAAGUGUACUAUGAUCCUGUCAAAAGCCAGAGGGGAGCAAAAUUAUGCGUGGUCAAAACAAAACGAAAAGAGAGACAACCAGAGACUCUUACACAGGAUUACAUUAUAACACCUCAUGCACUUCCAAUGUUCCGUGAACCACGACAGCGAAGCACCAGGAAGCAGCUGGAGAAGGAUAGGCUGGACCCCAUGAAGUCUCACAAACCUGAACCACCAGUAGCAGGACCAGGUCGUGGUGGGCGUGUUGGAACUCAUGGAGGUACCUUGUCAUCAUAUAUAGUCAAGAAUAUUGCACUGGAUAAGACAGAUGAUAGCAACCCUCGAGAGGCCAUUUUACGUCAUGCAAAGGAAGCGGAGGAGAAUCCAUACUGGGUUGCUCCUGCAUAUGCUAAAACACAGCCAAAAACAGUUUUUGCAGAAGUGGAACCAGAAGAUGAUGAAACAGACAAGCCAGAGUGGAAAAAACGUAAAAUUUGAAAAAAUUUUUUUAAAGAAUAAUUUUAAAGCAUUUGAAAAAAAGUGCAGCAUUUAUUUCUUUAUUUUGGGUAGUGCGCCAAAAUUUGAAAGUAAAAAUUACUUCAGUUCAUAAAACUUGCUGCAGUGUAAAAAGGGAUCGUUAUAUUACAUGGCAUUGUAAUCCCAUAUCUGAAUUUUUAAAUAAGGAAUUAAUUAUAUGG